Molecule: messenger RNA, 1939 nt
Organism: Drosophila ficusphila
Lineage: Eukaryota; Metazoa; Arthropoda; Insecta; Diptera; Drosophilidae
Exons: 2
Coding region: 537-1814 (425 amino acids)
Biological process (GO): regulation of proteolysis; proteasome-mediated ubiquitin-dependent protein catabolic process
Cellular component (GO): nucleus; cytoplasm
Molecular function (GO): ubiquitin protein ligase binding
Source: RefSeq, a predicted model, not a curated record
AAAUGGACUGGAUCUGGGAGAAGACGUUAGAGUUCUGGUGCUCUUUCUUUCGCGACGAAGAGGCUAUUGCCUCGGCUGAAGAUUCAGCACCACCAACCGCGUCUUCUUCGGGAUCUCAGUCUUCGAAAACGAUGUCCCGUGUGAGAUUCAGUCGCAGUACCAUAGGAAAAUUCCCACUUAACGAGCUGGAACACUUGGGUUCCACAAACGCCUUUUUUAAUUUCCUACUCGCCCAACGAAUUCGUCAAGUGGGGUUAGUCGGUCUCAACUACCUGGACGUGGUUAAUUCCCACAAAUCGAUACCAGAAAAACAAAUAUGGGACUUGAUGGAUGAUAAACAGCGGUCGCCCUACCUAAAGCUGGCCAAAAACAUUCUCCAACAGCAUAGGGGAACCUUUCAGGAUAAAAAGAAGCAGGAAGAAAUGGGCUAUCAAAACCGCAGAGGCAUUAUUGCUGCAUCCAAGAUCGCUGAGAACCCAAACAGAACUUAAGUGAGAGAAUGGGAGAGGAAUGAAGGAAAGAGACCGAGAAAUCGAAUGGAGAACGUUCCCCCAAACCAAAUGAGCAUCUUGGCGAUGGAUCGCAAGGAGCCAGUCAGCGGGGAUAGUGCGCUGGGAUUACGCUAUGGGCAGCUGCUCCAUAGCGGCAAGUACACGGAUUGUGUGUUCCACAUCUGCGAGGAGCAGGUGAAGGGUCACAAACUAAUCCUAAGCGCUGCCAGUCCUGUUUUCGAGGCCAUGUUUUUUGGUCCAAUGCAAAACAACGAAACUGAGCCAGAAAUCGAGAUCAAUGACAUCAGUGCUGCUGUCUUCAAGGUGCUGGUGGAGUACAUCUACACAGGAGUAGUGAAAUACAAUGAUCUGGAGCUGGUUGCAUGCAUUGAGUUGUACUAUGCCGCGGAGAAGUAUCUGCUGGAGGAGCUGAUAGCCGACACUUUAUUGGCUAUUACACGCAAACUGCGCUUCGCCAACAUUUUGCCCGCCCUGGAGCUUAGUGUUUGCAUGGGCCUCGAUGGCCUGCUGGAGGUCUGUAUGACCUUUUUCAUGCGCUGCUGUGUUAAUAACGGCCAGUAUGUGAGCCACCUAAAGGAACACUAUGUCCAUGUAUCCAAGGAGUGUGUGAAGGCCAUUAUAGCGGCCUGCAAGGAGCCGCACAAGCUGCUGAUUUGGUACGUCUACGAGUGGACGCGACAGGAAUGCGAGCAGUUGGGCCUGGGGCCUAGUGAUGCGGAUUUGGUGGUCCACGGCUUGGGUGGUGAAUCAAGCGAUUGGCCUGUGGCGUCGGGCAUCACUCAAUUGGAAUCUCCCGCUCCGGCUCCAGUGGUUUCUGUUGAGCGCUGCUACUACAAGGCCUGCCGGCCAUUUACUGUGGAUGCGGAAUGUCCAGUCUUCCGCCUGCGCAUAAAGUGCUCCAGAUUCAUCUCUCUGUUGGGUCUUGUGCUGAACAGCCGACUGACCCCCAACCGUAUGGGCCACAUCCAGCUGCUGGAGUACCGGGAGUCGCUGCGCCUAGACCUUUGCGAGGUGUUGCCAGAAAACGACGAUGCGGCCACGCCACCAGUAUGGAGCCAUGUCGUUCAAAACCAGAACACCAAGUACAAUUGCGAUCUGCAUCUUAGCUGGAGGCGCGAGGAGGCCUGCGUGCUAAAUCCGGAACUAUCCUACGAGCUGCAGAUCCGCUGGGACCCCAGUGCCUACGGGGCGGAGUAUCCUUGCAGCCUGCAGUCCUGUCAGGCGGACGGAAUCCGGUUUACGGACGGUGACAACUUCAGUGGCAGCCUCGUCAAGGGACUGCGAUACGCCAAUCUGGUGUAAGCACCCCGGAUGCGAUACUCGAUACCAUAUUUAGUUAGUCCGUAAGACGUGUGUGUGUAUUUAUUGCCUUAAGUUAAUGUACGCUCCCUCAGAGUUCAAUAAACUAUGAGUAAGAUCGCUUCAAA